Molecule: messenger RNA, 6719 nt
Organism: Branchiostoma belcheri (Belcher's lancelet)
Lineage: Eukaryota; Metazoa; Chordata; Leptocardii; Amphioxiformes; Branchiostomatidae
Product: ATP-binding cassette sub-family A member 3-like
Exons: 28
Coding region: 350-5572 (1740 amino acids)
Biological process (GO): lipid transport; transmembrane transport
Cellular component (GO): intracellular membrane-bounded organelle; membrane
Molecular function (GO): lipid carrier activity; ABC-type transporter activity; ATP hydrolysis activity
Source: RefSeq, a predicted model, not a curated record
UUUGUGCAAAACAACGGCCAGACAUUCGACUGACUUGGAUUUUAAUGAUUAACUCGAACUCUGGCGACCCACAUAAAUAAGGGAGAGUCAGUACUCAUCACGUGCUUAAAACACAGGUAAACGGUCGCGUAGGUCAACAUUGGCAUUGCGUAAACUAAAGAUUGGAGCCUCAAGGUAGUCACGAGGGGAUUCCGUAACUGUGAACUGCCCCAUUGUUACGUCAGCUUUCAUUGAAGACAAUGGUGAACAACCGGUGAACAGGGUGCGAUAGCCUAUGUGUUACAGUAGCUGACUGUCAACUUCUGUCAACUUUCUAACUCAGGAGAUAGUCUAAGCACAGAAAACAAAAAUGCAGGCUUGGACACAGUUCAAACUUCUUCUGUGGAAGAACUACCUUCUGCAGAAGAGGAAAAAAAUCGUCACCAUUUUUGAGAUCGGACUGCCGGCGCUGUUCGCCUUGAUUCUGGUGUUCGUCCGUCACGACGUAGAGUCCAUCCCGCGGGAUACUCCCAUAUAUUACCCCGAGUUUACCGUGGAUAGACUGCCGGAGACUCUAAUCUUUGAGACAUGGGAGGUGGCGUAUUCACCUAACAACACAGCAGUCAAGACAGUCAUGGACAUUGUUGCAGCCAAGUUACAAGUGCAAGUUCGAGGAUUCCAGAAUGAAUCAGUUUUACAGACGUAUGUUCACAACGCGAUGGAGAAAGAGGAAACCCUGCAGGUAAAAGUGCUGGGAGGGGUCGCUUUCAUCAACGACUUUCCCAACGAAACAGCCAUACCAGAUGACAUCAUCUACAAGAUCCGUCUGAAGUACAGUCCCAGAGCUGCCAACGAGGGACCACAGAUCAACAUGUUUAACCAGGACAAGGACUGGAAGACUCAGUACAUGUUCAAGUUCCUCCAGACGGUCGGACCAAGGAACAAGGAUGAUCCGGAAGGGGGAUCCCCAGGCUAUUACAGAGAGGGUUUCCUGGCUAUCCAACAUGCCGUGGACAUUUCCCUGGCACAGGCCCGCGGCGCGAACACUACCGGUAUUGAAGUGCGCAUGCAGCGCUUCCCGUACCCCGGGUACGUGGACGACAGGUUCGUGCUGGUGAUCCAGCAGCAGCUGGGACAGGUCCUGAUGCUCAGCUUCGUCUACACCGUCUUAAACAUCGUCAAGAUCCUCGUGCACGAGAAGGAGAGGAAACUUAAGGAGUCCAUGAAGAUGAUGGGGCUGAAUGGCUAUCUCCACUGGUUCUCCUGGUUUGUGAAGGAGUUUGUGUUCCUGAUGAUCACCAUGGCUCUCUUCACCAUGCUCAUCUGUGUCAAGUUCUGGCCACAAGGAAAAGUCAUCCAACAGACAGAUCCCAGCAUCAUUCUGGUGUACCUGAUGUUGUUUGCCAUCUCCACUAUUUGUUUCUGCUUUGCCAUCUCUGUCUUCUUCUCAAAAGCGAACACUGGUUCAAUCGUGGCGGGUGUCCUGUACUUCAUGACGUACGUCCCAUUCUACUUCAUCACCCAAUCGUACGACCAGAUGACCUGGCACGAGAAGAUGGCAUCCUGCCUGCUCAGUAACACCGGCAUGGCCAUGGGCGGACAGGUCAUCGGCAUGUUUGAGGGGACAGGUGCAGGAGUUCAGUGGUCCACCAUUAACACAGGUGUGUCUGUUGACGAUGACUUCACCAUGCUGCACGUGUUCUUCAUGCUGAUACUGGACAGUGUGCUGUACUGCAUGGUUGCCUGGUACGUCGAGGCUGUCUUUCCAGGGGACUACGGAGUACCUCAACCGUGGUACUUCCCCGUUCUGCGCUCAUACUGGUGUGGUUCCAGUAAGUCAGACUUUGUUGAUGAAGAUGACAAUGAGACCACGCCCCUCCUGUCUGGAGAAAAACACAGUGAUAACCAGGGGGAGUAUUUUGAGACAAAUCCUGCUAAUCUCAAAGCAGGCGUCAGGAUAAGGAACCUUAGGAAGACCUUUGGUUCAGGUAAGAAGAAGAAGACAGCUGUUGGAGGGAUCAGUAUGGACAUGUACGAGGGACAGAUAACUGCACUGCUGGGGCACAACGGGGCAGGGAAGACUACCACCAUGUCCAUGCUCACAGGCCUGUUCCCUCCCAGUGGAGGCACGGCGCUGGUUAACGGUUACGACAUCAGGUACAACAUGCAGUCCAUCCGACAGAGUCUGGGGCUGUGUCCGCAACACGACAUUCUGUAUGACGACCUGACCGUGGAGGAACAUCUCUACUUCUUUGCCAAGCUGAAGGGCUUCGCUCAUGACAAAGUCCAGGCUGAGAUAGACCGGCUGAUCGUGGCCAUGAAGCUGGAGGAUAAGCGACAUGUCAGGACCAGUGCUCUGUCUGGGGGCAUGAAGAGAAAACUGUCUGUUGGCAUCGCACUGUGUGCAAACUCCAAGAUAGUAAUGUUGGAUGAGCCGACCUCCGGGAUGGACCCCGCGGCACGCCGGGCCACGUGGGACCUGCUCCAGAACCACCGGCGCAACCGCACCAUCCUCCUCACCACACACCACAUGGACGAGGCUGACCUGCUGGGAGACAGGAUCGCCAUCAUGGCCAAGGGAACCCUCAGGUGCUGCGGGUCAAGUCUCUUCCUCAAGAACAAGUAUGGCGUCGGCUACCACAUGGUCAUCGUCAAGCAGCCAGGCUGCCACGUGUCCGCUGUGUCAAAGGUCGUCAAGUCCCACAUCCCUCACGCCAAGAUGGAGAGCAACGUCGGCGCUGAAUUGUCCUAUAUCCUCCCCACGGAGAGCUCGGCCCAGUUCGAGGCACUUUUCACUGAGAUUGAGGAGAGGAAAGAGGAACUGGGCAUCGAUGGUUAUGGAGCCUCCAUCACAACCAUGGAGGAGGUGUUCCUCAAGGUUGGAGGUGACUCAGAUCCUGACAUCGACAAGCACCUCCACCGAGCCGCCGAGAGCUACCAGAGCAUCAGUCGCUCCCCCUCCCCCACCGCCAUCCCCGUGGCAAACGGCUCGGCGGCUCCCGUCGCAAACGGUUCCGCCAUGAUCAACGUUUCACCGACCAAUCCUGAGGGGGAUGACAUUGAGGCCCAGCUGUUGCCUCUUGGUGAGUUUGACUCGUCCGUAGCUGCUGGUAAUCUGAAGAGGAACACAGGUGCACGGCUGUACUGGCAACAGUUCUACGCCAUGUUCCUGAAGCACAUGCUGCACUCCUGGAGAAACAUCUGGGUCUUCCUCAUCCAGUUUGGCAUCCCCCUUCUCUAUACCGCCUUCUCACUCAUUGUAGCCAAGACGUACCCUGGACCACAGGAUUCUCCACCUCUCAAUCUGACAACCGCACCCUACGGUCCCAACGAUUCCCCCUUCACUGCCGGUAUCAAUCCGAACAAUGCAACAAGGGAGCUUGCUCAACUCUACGCCUCACAGUUUGCCGACACCCCCACAACUCCCACCAACAUCAGCGACUCUUCCGUCUGGGACCAACCGCCCAACAUGACUGACUACCUGGUGGACUUGAGGACAAAGAGAAACGACUACGUCUACCACAGGGUGCUUGUCGCAAGCUCGUUUCAAACCGAGAACGACUCAGAAGCUGGUAAUGGUAUAAAAGCGACGGCGCUCUUCAACAACAUGCCGUACCACACGCCAGGACAGACACUGGUUACGUUGGACAAUGCCAUUCUGAAGUAUCUGUUGGGAGAGAAUUUCUCGGUGAAGACCAUCAACCACCCAAUGCCCAGGACCGUACAGGACACAGCCACUGACCAACUCUCAACAGGGAUCACAGCCUUUGCCAUUGCCUUCAACAUGGUGUUUGGUAUGUCCUCGCUGGCUGCCAGCUUUGUCCUGUUCAUCGUGCGCGAGCGUGCCACCAAGGCCAAGCACAUCCAGUUUGUGAGCGGUGUCCACAGCCUGACCUUCUGGUUCUCCACCUUUGCCUGGGACAUUAUGAACUUCAUGGUACCCUGUCUGCUGAUCCUGGUACUGUUGUGGGGAUUUGAUGUGAAGGCGUAUGUGGAGGAUGGGAGAGUAGCCAUGAUUUUGCUGCUGUUUUUCCUGUAUGGCUGGUCUAUGAUACCCAUGAUGUACCUGGCAUCCUUCCUCUUCACUGUGCCAUCCACUGGGUUUGUACGAAUCACCAUGUUCAACAUCAUUGCUGGAGUGGCAACCAUGCUGGCUGUGGGAAUCCUUGCAAUUCCUGGUCUGGACUUAGAAGAUAUCUCCAAAGGCCUGUCCUGGGGUUUCUCUGUGCUACCCAACUACUGCCUGGGCCAGGCCUUCUCAGACUUUGGGACGAACUACCAGAUUGUGUCUCUGUGCACUCAAGAUCCCAUUACCGAGGCCAUCUGCAAAGACUUCAAUGUAACCUGGACCACCAACUACCUCCAGUGGGAGAGGAACGGCAUUGGACGUUUCCUGGUGUUUAUGGCAUGGGAGGGGGUCUUCUUCUUUGGUGUCCUGUUCCUGGUGGAGUCCAACCUACUCAGGCAGUUCUGGUACUUCAUUAGGCCUAAGAGAAAGCCAACUGUCAUCAAUUCAGAUGGACAGUACAGUAUCCAGGAUGAUGAGGAUGUUGCAAGGGAACGCAAACGCAUCAACAGCACCCCCCUCAAACAACUCUUCUCAACAGAUGCCCUCAUUCUGAAGGAACUCAGGAAGAUUUACAAUGAGUACAGCUCAGAGCCACUAGUUGCAGUAGAAGGGUCGUCUCUGGGAAUCCCGCUCGGAGAGACCUUCGGGCUGCUGGGAAUCAACGGGGCGGGGAAGACCACCACGUUCAAGAUGCUGACAGGCGACGAGACCAUCACGUCAGGAACCGCAUACGUGGCAGGUCAUAACAUCAAGGACGACAUCAAAAGGGUGCAGCAGCUGAUAGGGUACUGCCCCCAGUUUGAUGCUCUGAUUGACCAGAUGACAGGCAGGGAGACCCUGUACAUGUUUGCCCGGCUCAGGGGUGUGCCUGAGAAGAACAUCAAACCUGUGGUGGACGACCUUCUACAGGCACUGAUGAUAGAGGAACAUGCCGACAAGCUUACCAAGGCUUACAGUGGUGGUAACAAGAGGAAGUUGAGUACUGCCAUCGCGCUGGUGGGUGACCCUCCCAUCGUGUUUCUGGAUGAGCCCACGACAGGUAUGGACCCUGUGGCCAGGAGGAUGCUGUGGGACUCCCUGUGCCAGGUGCGCCAGGCCGGCAGGUGUAUCGUCAUCACCUCUCACAGUAUGGAGGAGUGUGAAGCCCUCUGCACCUGUCUGGCCAUCAUGGUGAACGGUCAGUUCAAGUGCCUGGGCAGCACCCAGCACCUGAAGUCCAGGUUCGGGGAGGGGUACAUGCUCAUCGCCAAGGUGGCCUGUAACACACCUGAGGAAGAGAGACAGAACAUCCUGCCUCUUAAAGACUUCAUAGAAGAGAACUUCCCAGGGAGUAUCCUGAAGGAUGAACACUACGGAAUGGUCCACUACCACGUGAAGGACCGCUCCCUGACCUGGGCCCGCGUGUUCGGCACCAUGGAACGCGCCAAGUCCAGGUUCAACAUCGAGGACUACCUCGUGAGCCAGACCUCUCUGGAACAAGUGUUCCUCAACUUUGCCAAGUGGCAGAGACAGACGGAUGAGUAACCGACAGAACGAUAACCAAACAAAAAUGAAACAUAAAGAAACACUUUUAGUACUGUCGUUACGGUAAUAGAUGGAAAUAUUUGACUUCAAACUAAAAACCAGUGAUCCAUUUCAGUCAAAAGGAAAUAAUAGCUGCAGUGAAAUAUUUUGUGCUUAACAGAACAAAUGGCACAGUGGUAUUGAAUAAAUUUACCAAAGUAAAGAUGCACAAAUAAGGUCAGGGUAGGCUUUUUACAUACAUUGUAACAUGUGUUAAUUACAACUUAGAACUAUACCACUAACUUGUUUUUUGCAGAAUGUUGAAGAUUUUUUUAAUAAGGAAAUGGAAACUAUUACUUUUUAAGAACUAGUCAAAUGUAAUGUGAUGUGAUGUAUACAAUGGACCUUGGAUUGCAAUAAUACAUGUAUGAUGUAACAGAGCACUUUUAAUUUCUGUGUAAUCGGAAUUUUAACAUUGUGUAUAAUUUUAGCCUGUGUAAUAUUUCAGAUCAGAUAAUAUCUGAUAAAAAAUGUGAGCAAAUUCCUGUUUUAUGCACUUUUUUGCUAAGAAGAAACAAAAAAUAGCACAAGACUUGUACAUUUACUUAAGAAUAUAUCUAGUGGGGUUUACUCAAAAGUAAGCUUUCUAUCUCAACAAUUGUAAUACCGGUACUAUGCUAGUCUUGGGUAUUGUGUCAUGUUUUACUUAGUUUUGUGUAUUUUAAGUCAAAAUUGAGCUUGAAAAAGAAUCCCAAAAUUUUCUAUUCAAAAUUGCAUUAUAGCUGCUAUCACAUUUUAUGACCAUCAACUUUAUUAAUAAUAAUUGUAAUUCAUAUACAUUGUGACCUGCAACUGGGUUUGCAAGGAUGUAACAUGUCCUGAAUAGAUUAGAAAUGUGCAUCUGAAUAAAAAAUGUUGUUCAUAAUGAUAUCAGUCAUGUUAAGAAAUAAAAUGACUUACUUCAGAUGUACACUGUUAAAAUUUAUAGUCUCCUGGUGAGGCUUGUUCGGACAUGUAAAUAAUGAACUUGAAUAGAAAAUAUGCAAUACAGAUACCUAGAAAAGAUUUUUAAUGACAAAGAUGUACAAGCGUGUCUAAUACCGAAAAAUGUUCACAGAGUAUUUGGCGAGAGUUAUACCAUAGCCUCUAAUAAACAAACAGGUGAAAU